GACCAAUAAUUCCAAAACACAGGUAUCGCAUGUCUCCAUAUCCCGAGAAGUCUCUCAGAAGUUUGGAUUCGCCCAAAAUAAGAGCGUGAAAUUGACGAAGAUAGAUCCAGCAACUGUCCAUGCCAAUGCAUUAGAGAUCCACUUCCGGGACACUUACAUGUGUCGGAGAGAAAUGUACAGGAUCACCAGGCUUCUUGACAGCAAAACGGUCUACGUUGGACAAAAAGUAGCCGCUUAUCUUGCUUCUGGAGCAAUAAUCAAAGACAUCCAUGUCAAUGGCAGAUCAUGCACGGCUGCAGUGGUCACUCCGAAAACAAGGACAAUUUUUCGAUCACUGACUGCGCGCUGCAGUAUUUUCAUAUCCGUUUGCAGGGAAUUAUGGGAGUUUUCCUCUGAUGGAGAGCGCUAUUAUGAAAAGAUCGUCCAUUCAUUUUUCCCUGCGCUUAUUGCCAAAUGGCGCGAGUAUUCGUCAAAACACCUCACCUCUAUUGUUCUGUUCUCACGAGCCUUCUACGAAGAAGGGGAGCUGCAAUAUGCAGCAGGGCCACUGAAACAAGAUGACGAGGGGCGGUGGUACAAGGAUUUUUACAAAGUGGUCUUAGACUUAGAAGUCGUUCGUGACUGGAAGCCAGUGCUAGUCGACCUUAAAGAAAGCUUCUUCACCUUUCAGCGUGACAUUCUUUUCAACCACCAUUACCACCAGCACCAGCGCAAGAUUCUCCGUGCGUCGUUACCUCCGUCGGGACACUCUAACGCAUCUCCAAUGUCAAAGCCGCCCGCGCUUUCAUGUUCUCUCUCUGAGAAUUUUUCAGUCACUGGCAACGCAGAAUUCCCGGACCAUUGCCGUUUGGUGGGUUCCCUCUCGUAUGCAUACACAUCACCUCUACUUGAGGCCAUCAAUUUGUCCUUAACGCCGCAAACGACCUCUCAGGCAGAUCGCUCGUUGUCGCUUACCGGCCUUUCAACAAUAAUAAUAACCCCACCUUCAUCGUCCUCAGCCCCGUCCUCUUGUUCGUUCCGAGUGAAUCGAAAUAUGCUUAAAUUUACAACGGAGCGGCUCGUAGACGCUGGCCUCGCCGUGGAUUUAGUCACCCUGGGAAAGAAGCCGCCGGGGAGGGCUCCCAUUCUCGGCUGGAAGGCAAAAGAAGGUGAGGGGAGCCUCGGAUUCGGAAAGGGCAUAGACGCUGUUGGUGGCUUAAUUGGCGGCAUAGGCCCCGGUUUGCAUGCGGGGUUGGGCGUUUUAAGCAGUGACCAAGCAUUAGAAGACAACGAUGCUGACAUGAGAAUGUACUUCUGGGAGCCCUUCUGGAUGACGGUUUCGUUUUGGGACAUACAGGCAGAUCAACCUUUUCGCACAGACAGAUUCAUACCACUUGCCCGAAUGCCUGAAAUACAAAGCUUGGGAUUGCUUGAUCAUGGAGUUUCCAACACGAUCAAAAUUUCUAUUCCAUACACAUCUAACCCUACCGAAGGUAAUCCCGCCUAUCUACAUUGUGCAGGUUAUAAAGCCCCUUCACAUCCUGACGUUUCCUCGCUCGUCACUGGGCUAUGUGAAAGAAAAGCGGCUAGGGACCAGUUCGACAGGGAUGUUUUCGUGAAGAGAGCUCCAGUGGAUGUACCAACCAGAUCAUCCUUAACUCUGGCUCGCCAGUCUUCAUCAACUGUGGUGCCUGAUUGGAUGGACAAGCAGAUAGGGACCCCAAGUGACGGCACACGUCCUCAUUCGGUGAAAGUUGCAAAUGAUCCUGACGCAACUCAAAUUCGACCCAAUUCUAGCUCCGUCCCCCAAGCUGGGGAAACUUCGGAUACCUUGCCAAGUGAGCAGAACGUCCUUCGGGCAGAGUCGCUGUCAUUGGCUCCUUCCGCUAUCUCCCCAAAGUCCCUCAAGGAUAAAAUGGCUCUUCCUAUUAAUGAAAAUAAGAAUAACUCUCCCCAUGUGCCCUUCGAUCCAAUCUCGCCUGCACUUGAAACUACCGGCGGUCGGAUACAUGCCGAAGGCUUGUCGGAGGCCCACAAUAGCUCGAUCCGCCCUGCAGUGAACUCGACGAACAGGGGUUCAAAGCACAAAAGUCGCUCUCCCUCUAGGGAAUCUGUCCGAUCUGCGCUAUCAUCGGUGUCACACAUAUCCUCGACACCGUCCAAACGGCGGGCCACAAUGGUCAAGAUGACGCCAUCUCGCUUCUCAUCAGCCCCUGGCUCAUGGUUGCUCACGCACUUCCGUUCAGACAUCAGCGCACCACAAGCGAGCACCGUUUCGGCUAAUAAAGACAGGACCAUGCCCGUGCCGGCUUCAUCUCCGAAUCAGAGUGCGGCGCAAGAGGCGGAUCUCCCCACGGUCACCGAGACCUGCGAUAUUGGUCAUGCCAUUUCGCUUGAGACCGAGUCCACAGGCACCGCAUCGCUCAGCGAAGUGCGCAAGGAAGGUGCUUGGCCUUCGUCUAGCGUCCCACCUUUAAUUCAAGAUGGAUUACGUUUCGUUGGCCCGGCUUCAAACGUUCAAAAUGAGCACGGUAAUGAUCCCGCAGUUUCACGCACGAACCGAGGGCCAGAUCAUACGGAACCACAACCGUCUGGCCUCGGUCUAUCCACACUCCCGGGCUCAGUCACGCCCGAGACAGCCGCACGUCGCCCUUCAAUGUCCAACCGUCGUGCCUAUAGCCACACGAGGACACUCUCCUCAAUUGUCCGCGAAAAUGAGCAGCAUGUCCAAAGUAGCGGCUUUUUCCGCCGCAUGCCUAGACCAAAUUCGACCCAAAAUGUGGUGAAUGCGUCUCGACUCGGCGUUACCCUCCUGCCGUCCCAGAAAAUGAUGGCACGGCAGUGGCAGCAUGUUUUCCCAAGUCCGACGUUUACGCGUGACGUCAAAUGGAAGUCCAUGUGCGCACCUGCCUGCCUUCCUAUCACCACGGAGUACCAUCCUUCCAAAGCGGAUGUAAAUCAGAAUUUCAUUCAACACACAUAUGAUGUUUUCUUAGCGCGGGAAGCGUCAGGUUCAAUCCUUUUGCGAAAAGAUCCUUCACAGCCUAGCUCGGAAUGGCCUUUACUAGUGAUGAGAACGAUGGUACAUGCGCGGAUGAUUCAGGGCUUUCAGCUCAUAGUAGGCGAGCCGAAUAUUCGACAGAAAUACAUUCCUGAGGUUGAAGAGAUUAUGCUCAUGCCAGCCUCACUGCCCCUGGGAGUUGCUGAUUCGAUGAUUAACCUCAAUGAGGCCGUAUACGUCAGCAUGGGCGAUCAUGUACACAGAAUUACCUAUGAGGCGGAGGAGGACCUCAUUCGGGUGCGCCGCAUCAUGAGGAAAGCCAUCGAACCCGCUAUCAGGCUCAUUAAUUAUGACUGUCUUGUAUGGCCAAAACUUGGUGAAGGGUAUACAGAGGCGAGAGCGGUCUUCGCCACUUCAGAACUUGACACCUAUGGUUGGAACAGACUCGACCUAACUAUCACUGGUUAUCAGCGGGAGUUCAGCGAUGUCGUAAGACACUGUCAAACUCGAUAUCUAGUUAUUCCAUCGGAACACCCCCCUUCAGACAUGUAUGGAGAAUCGGGAGAAAGACUCAGCGAUGAAGAAUGCCGGCUUUUGGGCUCGGAUAGACUCGCGGAGCUUUUUGGCAAGGCCAGAUGGCUAGCGCAUGGAGAAACCUUGGAUCAAUUCACACCUCCACGUUUCUUGUACACUUGGUUGGAUCCGCCUUCAUCAGUCUUAGAUACAUCAUUGAUGGAAACCUUGGACGACCUCAAUGCCACCGCAGCCAUCGGCAGGCCACGCCAUGUGGACAGGUCUUUAGAGGGUAUGUCACUAAGUGCGAUUGCAAAAGCAAUGCGUGAGGAGAAAGGUUUAAUCAGAGAUCGGCAUUGGAACCGGAAAUUCUACCCAGAUAGUUUCACCGGCCACGAGUUCGUUAGUUGGGUCCUAACAACAUUUUGUGACUUUUCGACAAGGGAACAGGCCACAGAAUGGGGAGGGUCUUUGGUGGGGAAGGGUCUCUUCCACCACGUUCGAGAUAAACAUCCCUUGAUGGACGGCCAUUACUUCUACGUCUUCGGACAUGCAUAUGCUGCUGCUACUGCUCCACCGCCUUCGCGCUGGUUGUUCAAGUUAAAGAGGCCUUCUAAUGAGGAAAACGAUCCAUCGUCCGUCCCCGCGGCAGGGUCUCAGAAACCUUCUCGCAAGCGACACACUCUCAGCCAGACUAUGGUCAUUGAUGCGGACCAGUCGAAGCGAAGUCCGUUCGCUGAGAGUGUUGUUCUUCAUCAUGAUGUAAUCCAGAAUCCUGGAACCGCCUUCCACUUCGAGCUCCACUGGGUCACUACAUCGGCGCGAUGCAUCGAAGAUUUGUUGCAGCAUUGGUCCUGGGUGAUAGCCCGCCAUGGCUUGAGACUGGUGGAAGGCUAUGUAGAUCCCAUUGUGGAUAUUGGUACGAAGAACAUCUUCCAAUCAUGUUUUCCUAUACCACUUGCCCUCACCCCGCCCUCUGCCACUUCUCUCGAUCUACAUCUCCGCUUCGUUGAGGGGUCUUCUCUGAGGUGGUUUUUUGAAUACGCCAUCCUUCGUAAAUUCGGGUAUAUCCUUGAUGUCGAAGCAGGAUCUUCCUACUCAGAUACGGUCGAUGUGUGGUAUUCCUAUCGUAGAGCUUCAUUCAAGCAAUCUCAGUUCAUCCACAGAACAGGAUUAGCAUUCGUACAAGUGAUGGGUGGGGAAGCUGGAUUUCAAUGGAUAACGAACCGUCUCCUGGUCACAUCUUCCGCUGCGCAUGCUGGAAAGAACGCGUCGUAUUCGCAAGCGGACAAAACACCUCAUGAACGAGCGAAUGUACACCGAUUAGAGCUCCUGGCGUUUUGUUCGGACGUUCAGGCCCUUCGGGAUUUCUAUGACGAUGUGAUUUCCAAGCUACCUCCGAAAGGUCACGUAGUUGAGACCAUGUCCCAACCCGCGAGGCAUCUCAGUGCCCCGACCGAUGUUAUUUCUCUGGUGGGGGGACAUCUGAGUCUUAAAUCAGACAGUACGGUUCCCUCGUGAUUCUUUUAAGCGUGCGGAUAUGUAUUGAUGGUUCGCCACAUUAUAUCAAUGACGCGUUUUUUAUCGGACUUUCGUUUUUCGUAAAUUGUAGCUACACUUCAUGUUCAAAAAUGACCACUAAAUCAAAGCUCGAUGCAAGGCG
Messenger RNA from Cantharellus anzutake, 5156 nucleotides. RefSeq lists its product as uncharacterized. Lineage: Eukaryota; Fungi; Basidiomycota; Agaricomycetes; Cantharellales; Hydnaceae. The record is from RefSeq and is a predicted model, not a curated record. Gene Ontology annotation, cellular component: GATOR1 complex. Gene Ontology annotation, molecular function: GTPase activator activity. The coding region runs from base 158 to 5014 and encodes 1618 amino acids. Gene Ontology annotation, biological process: negative regulation of TORC1 signaling; positive regulation of autophagy; intracellular signal transduction. The transcript has 8 exons.